CAACAACAACAACCACAACAACAACAACAACCACAACAACAACAACAACCACAACAACAACCACAACAACAACAACAACCACAACAACAACAACAACCACAACAACAACAACCACAACAACAACAACAACCACAACAACAACAACAACCACAACAACAACAACAACCACAACAACAACCACAACAACAACCACAACAACAACCACAACAACAACAACAACCACAACAACAACCACAACAACAACAACAACCACAACAACAACAACAACCACAACAACAACAACCACAACAACAACAACCACAACAA
This is a messenger RNA of Schistocerca gregaria, 306 nucleotides long. RefSeq names its product nuclear transcription factor Y subunit beta-like. Lineage: Eukaryota; Metazoa; Arthropoda; Insecta; Orthoptera; Acrididae. The transcript has a single exon. The record is from RefSeq and is a predicted model, not a curated record. The annotation marks the transcript as partial.